Messenger RNA from Notodromas monacha, 1936 nucleotides. The record is from the annotation of a GenBank genome assembly. Lineage: Eukaryota; Metazoa; Arthropoda; Ostracoda; Podocopida; Cyprididae.
CCUCUCGGUGGAAUAGCGGUUAUUGCGAAUUGCUGUUGUAUACGUGAGGAACGGGUUUCCGGGUUGUCGGAUUACUUCCUAGUACUCAGAAUUGAUUGACCUUCGUUUCGAAAUAACCUCCGUAUAUGUAAUCUUUCGCUUUUCUGAUGAGUGUUCUCUCUUUCGAGCUCGAGUUGAUUUUCCGGUUUAUCAACUGCGCAAAGCUGCUUUCGAUACGAUAUAGGGUAUAUAAAAGAUGAACGCAUCGUGGAUGCGACAAGUGGGUCGAAAUGCAGCAUGUUUUGCGAUUCUUGGGCCACGAUCAUUUGUUGGCGAAGCGAAUUUCCGGAAAACGUUAUCAACAAACCCUGGGGGUCCACCGAAGGUUCUUAUCACUGUAUUAUUUUGCGUCAUAUGAAAUCGUCGCCAAUGUAUAUUUUCCAGGUGCUCUCGGGCAGUUGGGACGAGGUCUGGCGAAGAUUUUGCGUGCCAAGUUCGGGAGCGAUAAUGUCAUCAUGUCUGACAUCGUGAAGCCGGAUCUUGACAUAAUGCGAAGCGGACCCUAUUUGUAUGCUGACAUAUUGGACAGAGAAGGACUUCACAACAUCGUCGUUACGCAUCGAAUUGACUGGCUGAUUCACUUCAGCGCUUUAUUGAGCGCUAUAGGGGAGCAAAACCUGAGACUCGCUAUGAAAGUCAAUAUUGAAGGAGUCCACAACAUCCUGGAGGUGUCCAGGACUCAUAAACUCCGCGUUUUCAUACCAUCCACCAUUGGUGCAUUUGGACCAACAACACCCCUGGAGAAUGUCCAGGAUUUCACCAUCCAGCGCCCUAGAACAAUUUACGGAGUCGCCAAGGUGCACACCGAGUUGCUUGGAGAGUAUUACCACGAACGUUAUGGACUGGACUUCCGUUGUCUUCGAUUCCCUGGUGUCAUCAGCUAUGAAACUGCCCCUGGAGGUGGAACAACUGAUUACGCUGUGCAAAUUUUCCAUGAUGCUCUGAAGACUGGUAAUCAUGACUGUUACUUGAAACCUGAUACAAUGUUACCCAUGAUGUACAUUGAUGACUGCUUGCGUUCUUUGACUGAGAUGAUGGAAACUGAUGAAGCAAAUUUGAGACAACGGACGUAUAAUGUUGCAGCAAUGAGUUUCACCCCUCAUCAACUGGCCAACAUGGUCAGAAAAUUCGUUCCACAAUUGAGGAUUACUUAUAAUCCGGAUUCUCGUCAGCAGAUUGCUGAUGGUUGGCCAAAAAUGUUUGACGACUCAAAUGCACGUCGAGACUGGGGCUGGAGUCAUGACUAUGACCUGGAGAAAAUGUGUUCCACAGUGAUCGAUGGCAUUCGAAGACUGCAACAAGAAUCCACUUCCGCACUUCCUAUUGACUACGACGUGGAAGUUAAACAAGCUUUGGAUCUGCACAGAUCCUCUGGAGAACCCGGAGAACAGAAGGAAAUCAUUCAACAGGCUGGACAAAGUUAGAAUAUCAAUUAGUUGAUCGGAUCAAUCUUUGAUUGACAAUCUCGGUUUUAUUUGGUUUUUGAAGAAGCUUUAAUUUUUUAGAAUAUUUUGAGCACUGGAGAGUUUUUCUAUCUGAGCUUUAGAAAGAAAUUUUAUGCACGCAUUAGAAUAAAUAGUUUCUAAUGCAUUUAUAUGAAAUAUAUAUCCAAACGAGAUUCAAGUCAUGAGAACUAAUGUCAAGCUAUGGUUUCCACACCUCGUCUAAUCAAGCAACAUAAUGCACAUUCAAUGACUAGAAUUCAGCAUAGCAUAAGCAGGAAUCUUGAUAUGUUUAGCAUAGAAUCUGAACUUCAGUGAAUUGAUACAAUCUUAAUUCAUUUAAAAGAGAAAAAAACAUUUUGUGAGCUAGUUUUCCCCCUCAAAUAAACCAAUUUUCUGGACUAAAGUGAUUUUCUUGUGGAGAACUUGGUAAAAUACAAUCAGCAUUUCGUACA